Messenger RNA from Habropoda laboriosa, 2034 nucleotides. Its product is annotated as laccase-like. Gene Ontology annotation, molecular function: copper ion binding; oxidoreductase activity. Gene Ontology annotation, biological process: iron ion transport. NCBI's taxonomy places the organism in Eukaryota, Metazoa, Arthropoda, Insecta, Hymenoptera, Apidae. Gene Ontology annotation, cellular component: plasma membrane. The record is from RefSeq and is a predicted model, not a curated record. Bases 1 to 2034 code for a protein of 677 amino acids. The transcript has 10 exons.
AUGAUCUGGAAUACGCUUUUACUUGCUGUCCUCAUUUGCACCGUUUCAGGGCAAGAUGUGGACGUAGAACACGUUAUCGCGGGUUACGUACCUGGAAUCAGUGGUAUGGUACCAAUUCCCCAAAGAGACUGUCUGAACAAUGAAAUUCGUUCGAAUGGUUACUUGUCAAACUCCCUGGAGUGUGCUCGAACAUGUAGGAUAGGAGAAUCGAGGAUGUGUUAUUACAAGUUCGUGGUUGAACGAUAUCCUGUUAAUGGCCAAGCAUGCAACUUGUGCAUGCCUAACGUUACCAACACCGUGUGCGCCAAUUGCCAAUGCGUUCCCGGGGACGGCACGCAGCGGAUGGCUCUAACCGUGAACAGAAUGUUGCCUGGACCAACUAUACAAGUCUGCAUAGGGGAUCGUGUCGUGGUGGAUGUUGUAAAUAUGUUGAAGUCAGACUCAUUGACGAUCCAUUGGCACGGUCUAUUCCAACAAGGUUCUCCGCAUUACGACGGGGUUCCACAUGUAACGCAGUGUCCGAUCAAUUUUCAAGACACGUUCAGAUAUCAAUUUGACGUCAACAAUGGCGGCACUCAUUUAUGGCACGCUCACACCGGAUCGCAGAAAUUGGACGGUAUUUUUGGCAGUUUCAUCGUUCGUGUACCGUCUGUGGAAGAACCGUAUUCUCAUCUGUACGACUACGAUUUGGCAAGUCACGUGAUUGUUAUUAACGAUUGGUUCAAGGAAGAAUCUACCAAUCGAAUUCCAGGUCGAAGGGCUGGCGAGACUCGGCACACCGCUGAAGCGUUUUUAAUUAACGGAAAAGGAAGAUACGUUGAUUCCAGUGGUACCACGACAAACAUCCCCUUCGAAGUGAUCACUGUCAGCGCUAACCAACGUUACCGUUUCCGUUUAAUUAAUUCCUUCUGCACCGUUUGCCCGGGACAAUUGAUUAUCGAAGGACAUAAUGUUACUGUGAUCGCGUCCGAUGGUCAGCCUAUCGAACCUGUUUCGGUUAAUUCUAUUAUUUCCCUUGCUGGAGAACGAUAUGACUUCGUUCUUAAUGCUAACCGAAAACCUGGCGCUUAUUGGAUACAGCUUCGUGGAUUAGACAAUUGUGCCCCAGAUCGCGUCCAACAAUUAGCUAUACUGCAAUACGAGGGAGCAUCUACUACGCCAAACACGAAGGAACCUACUCAUGAUAACCCACUUCCUUCCGGAGUUGUAAUGAAUGUAGCAGCCGAGGGUUGCGACGUUUCUAGCAAAGACCAAGUUUGCCUCAGUGAAAUUCGGAAUGCGAUGCCGGUAGAUCGGGGAAUUUUGACGAAGAACCCAGACGUGAAAUUGGUCCUUCCAAUCGGUGUGCUUAAAUACAAAGCAGAAGAGAUUUUUAAGCCUAACACGUACAAAAACUUUAUAAUUCCAUCGGCAAAUUUGAUAGUGGUAGAGACGUUGAACAAUAUAAGCUCAAUUUCACCAAGUGCCCCACCACUGUCACAGUUGGAGGAUAUUUCCGACGAACCAUUUUGCAACGGUGACAAUUUACCAGCCAACUGUAAAACGGGAGUUUGCUCUUGUAUACACUUAAUUAAAAUUCCAGUCGAUUCCAUCGUGGAAAUCGUUUUAAUCGACGAGUUCAACGCGAAAUUCGUCCGGCAUCCAUUCCAUUUGCAUGGAUUCGCAUUCCACGUGAUGGCCAUGGGCCAGCCUCUCGGUCCUACCUCGGACAAAGGAUUUCAAAUGACAACGAGUUACUUCCAUCACCUUGAAUUAAACAAUAAGAUAGCGAGGAAUUACAAUUUACCUCCAGCAAAAGAUACCAUUCCUAUACCGAACAAUGGAUACGCUAUACUUAGAUUCCGUGCAAAUAGUACAGGUUUUUGGAUGUUACACUGCCAUCAGCUCUUCCAUAUAUUGGCUGGGAUGGAACUUACUUUCCAGGUUGGAGAACCACAUCAAAUGCCACCAACGCCAAAAAAUUUCCCGAGAUGCGGUAACUUCAAGCCUAAGAUCGAAGUCAGAAAUACAAAUACGCAGUUCAGAAUAGCUUGA